AUGAAACAAUGCGAAGGCAUUGAACUACUAAUUGUACCAAACCUUCUUCUUUCCCCAAUGGCCUCAAUUAUGCUUACACCUUCCGUCCAUUCGACAAAUGUGUCAAGGUCGUAUCGUACAUUUAGCUUUGGCCAACCGAGCGGUUCCGUACUUUCCAUGACACUGAAAGUUUGUAGUCACGGCUGUCAUUCUUCCAUUUGA
Aspergillus niger is the source of this 201-nucleotide messenger RNA. RefSeq lists its product as uncharacterized. The coding region runs from base 1 to 201 and encodes 66 amino acids. Lineage: Eukaryota; Fungi; Ascomycota; Eurotiomycetes; Eurotiales; Aspergillaceae. The record is from RefSeq and is a predicted model, not a curated record. The transcript has 3 exons.